AUGGAGUUGGACAGACCUGGGCAGCCCCGCGGCAAGGCGGCAGUGGGGGGCGCCGCGUCAAGGCGGCAGUGGAGAGUUGCCCGACACUCCGCAAAUCUGCGUCCUACCCUAAUUGACACCGGGGUCGGACGGACCCCUCCUGCUGCGGCGGCGGCGGACACCGGCGAUGAGCCACGGGACGCGCGUGUCGUGAAGGAAAUCUUGCGUUCGGUGGGGCUUGAGGAAGGGGAUUACGAGCCAGCGGUGGUCCACCAGUUCCUGAGGCUCGCCCACCGGUACGCCGGCGACGUGCUCGGCGACGCGCUGGCCUACGCGGAUCACGCCGGCAGGGCGUCGCUCCAAGAAGACGACGUCCACCUCGCCAUCCGCUCCAACGCCACGUUCGGCCACGAGCUGCCGGGGCGCGAGGUUUUUCUUGAAAUGGCUCAUAGCUGGAACAAAACCCCUAUACCCAAGCCCCCUCCCAGAUCAAUCUGUCUACCACAUGACCAAGACAUGAUGCUGGGACAAAAAUACUUGUGCAUUCCACAAAUGAAGCCACCGUCUGAUAAUGUUGAGGGAACCAAGAACGACAACACCGGUGAAAACUUCAAUCCUAAAGUUGCUUCUCCCAGUUGCAACAAUGAAGAUCAAACUAGUAGUAGCCGUGAACAAUAUUCUAAGAGAAUUCCCUCCCAACUCAAUGCUAUGGCCGCUAGGGCAGCAAGGUGAUGUAUAAUGAAGAACAGAAGAUCCAAAA
Messenger RNA from Triticum dicoccoides, 739 nucleotides. RefSeq names its product transcription initiation factor TFIID subunit 9-like. Gene Ontology annotation, molecular function: RNA polymerase II general transcription initiation factor activity; protein heterodimerization activity; transcription coactivator activity. Gene Ontology annotation, biological process: DNA-templated transcription initiation; RNA polymerase II preinitiation complex assembly. The coding region runs from base 1 to 711 and encodes 236 amino acids. Lineage: Eukaryota; Viridiplantae; Streptophyta; Magnoliopsida; Poales; Poaceae. The transcript has 3 exons. Gene Ontology annotation, cellular component: transcription factor TFIID complex; SAGA complex. The record is from RefSeq and is a predicted model, not a curated record.